Molecule: messenger RNA, 4338 nt
Organism: Penicillium manginii
Lineage: Eukaryota; Fungi; Ascomycota; Eurotiomycetes; Eurotiales; Aspergillaceae
Product: putative ABC multidrug transporter
Exons: 8
Coding region: 1-4338 (1445 amino acids)
Biological process (GO): transmembrane transport
Cellular component (GO): membrane
Molecular function (GO): ATP binding; ATP hydrolysis activity; ABC-type transporter activity
Source: RefSeq, a predicted model, not a curated record
AUGCCUGCUCCUCUGCACUCGCGCCCCCAGCCUUCAUUCACUGCGGGGCACGAGGAACCAUCUGAGGAUCACGGCCCUCGUGUCCACGUCUCUCACGCAGAUGAAGAUGCCAUCGCUGAUAUCCAUCGCACCCUGACAGAGAAAAGUCAGCCUGGUGCGGUCCAGUACUCCGAGCCCCACUCCUCGUUCGACAAGUUCCUGGAGGAGCAGGUUCAAGGAGGGAAAAAGCGCUCCAAUUUGGGAGUCAGCUUUCAAUCUGUUUCGACCUGGGGCGAGGGUGAUGGGCAUGCCAAUGUGAAGACAUUAGGUACGGCCUUAUGGCGUACCUUGACUUUCCAGGAUAUCUACGAAUGGACAUUCCAGCCGUGGGUAUCAUCGAAAAAGCCCGAAGAUGGACGUCAACUCAUUCGGGACUUUUCUGGCGUCGUUGAAAGUGGCGAAAUGAUGCUGGUCCUGGGACGUCCAGGAGCUGGAUGUUCGACAUUCCUGCGCACAAUUGCAGGCCAUCACUCCUCCUUCCUGGGGGUAACAGGCGCCAUCGACUACUCUGGCCUGUCCCCGGAUGAAGUCCGCAAGCAUUAUCGCAGUGCUGUGGCAUACGUGCCCGAGGAAGAUGUGCACUUUCCCACCCUUACUGUGAAACAAACUCUCGAGUUUGCCCUGCAGAGCAAAACUCCCAAGCGCUAUCAGAAUCGAAUCCCGCGGUAUCUGGAGAUCUACGGCCGCGUGUUUGGCAUGACACACACGAUGAACACACUCGUUGGAAACGAGUACAUCCGUGGUGUCUCAGGUGGCGAACGCAAACGUAUCUCUAUCAUCGAGUCAUUGGCCACCGAUUCAUCGGUCACCUGCUGGGACAAUUCGACUCGUGGUCUCGAUGCAUCAUCUGCGCUGGACUAUGCUCGGAGCUUGCGGAUCAUGACUGACACCUGUGGUAAAGCUACACUACUGACACUAUACCAAGCCUCAGACGCCAUCUACGAACUCAUGGAUAAGGUGCUUCUGAUUGACGAAGGCAGAAUGUUGUAUCAGGGUCCGGCUAGCCAGGCGAAGCAAUACUUUGAAGACUUGGGCUAUGAAUGUGCUGAGAUGCAAACUACUUCCGACUUUCUCACCAGCAUCACUGUGCCUGAGCGGCGACGAUUCCGCGCUGGCUGGGAAGACCGCGCCCCCAAAGGUCUAAUUGAGUUAGAGAAGGCUUUCCGAGAGAGCUAUGCUUUCAAGAAUGUUCAACGAUCCGUGGAGAUCUACGAUGACAAACGAGUCAGCGGCAGAGUCAACGGAUCUUGCCAAACCGACUCGGAAUGUGGAAGUGUCGAGGAGUUCAAGCGCAGUUUGCAGAACGACAAAUCUCGAUUUGUAUCUUCCAACUCUCCAUACACUAUUUCACUCUUCCGUCAGGUUGUGAUCUGUGCCCAGCGCCAGAUGUGGCAACUCAAAGGGCACAUGAGUCCCCUUUAUAUCAAGUUUAUUUCUUGCAUUGUCUACGGCUUAUUGAUCGGAUCAAUGUUCUACAACCAGCCCCAGACCACCGAUGGAAUGUAUUCUCGCGGUGGUGUGCUCUUCUACUCCUCCAUCCUGUUGGCCUGGUUACAGAUGUCGGAGUUGGAAGAAGCAAUGCAGGGACGAGAUAUCCUCAGUCGACAAAAGAAAUUCGCCUUUGUGAGACCCAGUGCUGUCUGUAUGGCUCGUGUCAUGCAGGAUAUGAUUCUCACCGCGUUCCUGACCAUACUUUAUCUCCUUGUGAUGUAUUUCUUGGCAGGGUUGCGUUCAGAUGCUGGCCCUUUCUUUAUCGACUUUCUCUUCAUUUAUACAUGCACGGUCUGUCUCACAGCUCAAUUCCGCGUUUUUGCGGCCAUGUCGAGCAAUUUCGAAGUCGCUCUAAGAUAUUGCGGUGUGUCGGUCUUGUUCUGCAUUGUCUUUGGCGGUUAUGUUCUCUCUGUCGACAAAAUGAUCCAGGAUGUUCCCUGGGUGGGAUGGAUUGCGUAUAUAACGCCAGCGCUGUACACCUACGAGUCCGUCAUGGCUGCCGAAUUCCACAAUGUCAACUUCACCUGCACGGCAUCGUCAAUUGUACCAGAAGGAGCCAACUACACCGACAUCGCAUACCAGACCUGCGCUUAUGCUGGAAGCAAAAUCGGCAGCACUGUCGUCAACGGAGAUGACUACUUGGCCAGCCAAUUCGGAUUCUACUACAGCCACGUGUGGCGCAACUUUGGCAUUCUUUGUCUCUUCACCGUCGUCUUUGUUGGACUUACUUGCUGGCUUAGUGAAGUCAUGGAGUGGGAGUUGGAUGGUGCUGGUCCAAUUCAGUACCGAGCCCCGAAAAAAUGGCUUAACCGGAAGAAAACCUCUGGCGUUGACGAAGAGACAGCCCCUGUUCCGGUCGACCCUAAAGCACCUCCUGCUGGAGCUCAGGGAGUCAAGUCCGACCAGGUUUUGGCUGCGACCGAAUCUACCUUCACCUGGUCAGACUUAGAACUCAACGUUCAGAUUGGCAAAGAGACUCGCAAGCUUCUCGAUGGUGUCAAUGGAUAUUGUAAGCCUGGAACUCUGACAGCUCUUGUCGGAGCUUCUGGUGCGGGAAAAUCUACUUUGUUGACUGCACUUACUCAAAGACAAAGCGCUGGCACACUAUCUGGCACGAUGUAUGUGGAUAACCAACCAAUUGGUGAUUCCUUCAACCGCCAGAUCGGGUAUUGCCAGCAGAUGGACAUUCACGACGAAAGUAGCACAAUCCGAGAGGCUUUCGAAUUUUCCGCACUGCUUCGGCAAGAUAAGAACAUCCCGAAAGAUGAGAAAUUGGCCUACGUGGAAACGGUUUUGCAGACCCUUGAUUUGGUGGAAUUGCAGAACGCGGUGAUCGGUUCCCUGGAUAUCGAAAAGAAGAAACGUGUCACAAUCGGAGUGGAGCUUUGUGCACGACCACGUUUGCUUUUGUUCCUUGAUGAGCCUACCAGUGGACUAGAUAGCCAAGGCGCAACCAGCAUAGUUGCUCUCCUUCGCCGGUUGUCGGACCAGGGGCUAGCUGUCCUCUGUACUAUUCACCAGGCGAACCAGCAACAAUUCGAAGAGUUUGACCGCGUGCUCGCACUAAGCCCAGGUGGAAACACAUAUUACUUCGGACCCGUUGGAGAAUCUGGCCAAGCAAUUUUCGAAUAUUUCACCAAACAUGGACACAACCCUGAAAAGGUCACCAAUGCUGCUGAUUUCCUUAUCGAGGUUGUGGUGGGUGGUAUGAAGUCUUCAGGAAACCAUCUCAACUGGGCGUCCAUUUGGCGCCAAUCCGAAGACGCAAAUACUGUCAAGAAGGAAAUAUCCGAUAUUCGUUCCCACGAAAAUGUCCACCAAAAGACCACGGCCCCAUCCCUUCCUUCAACUUAUCAACAAAUCAUCCUCCUCACUCAACGAACAAGCCGACAAUUCUAUAGAACAGCAGAGUAUCCGUACUCGCGUUUGUAUGCCUCGUUCCUCCACGCACUCAUCAACGGCCUCACAUACCUCCAAAUCGGAGACAGCACGACUGAUCUCCAGUCCAAGGCCUUUUCCGCCUUUUUGGUUCUCAUGCUUGUUCCCGAAUUCAUCAACGCCAUCUCCAUGCGCUUCAUUCUCAAUCGUGACAUCUGGUUGGCGAGAGAGGGUCCAAGUGGAGUCUACAACUGGAUCGCGUUCAGCACCGCGCAGAUUAUUUCUGAGAUCCCGUAUGCCAUUGUGGGUGGAACAAUCUUUUAUGUUCUGUAUUACUUCAUGGUUGGACUGCCUCUUGGUUUUGCUGCUGGGUACAGUUUCCUGAUGUUUUUCCUGUUUUUCCUAUUCGCUACAUCUUGGGGACAGUGGAUCGCCGCUCUGAGCUCCGACUCCAUGGUCGCCGCAACUCUCAUGCCAUUCUUUAUAAUUAUGUGCGAAUUGUUCAACGGCAUUCUACGCCACCAUGAGCAGAUGCCCGCUUUUUGGAAGUACACGAUGUACUACAUAACCCCCUUCACCUACUGGAUUGGCGGUGUUCUCACAGCCGUCCUCCGCGGAACCGAUGUCACCUGUUCGCAAAGUGAAUUGACUCUCUUCGAGAGUCCGCCCAACAUGACCUGCGGCGAAUACGCCGGUCCCUGGCUUGCGAGCAAAGGAGUUGGAUAUCUCUCAAAUACGGACAGUACUGGUACCUGCGGUUACUGCCAAUAUAGCCGUGGAGACGAUUACCUUGCUAGCAUCGGCCUGGACGAAUCGAAGAUGUGGCCCUACUUUGGAAUCUUCCUUGCUUUCACCAUCACAAACUACCUCAUGGUUUACUCUCUUGUUUAUGUUCGUUCUGUUAUGAAGCCUUUCUGGAGGAAGUCAUGA